This is a messenger RNA of Podarcis lilfordi (Lilford's wall lizard), 17586 nucleotides long. The record is from the annotation of a GenBank genome assembly. Lineage: Eukaryota; Metazoa; Chordata; Lepidosauria; Squamata; Lacertidae.
UGACUGCGGCCAUGGACGAGACCUCCCCUUCCUCCCGGGUUAAGGGGCUGCUCGUGCAUGCGCGCUCGCUGCCCCUGCUCAAAGGUUGCCUUCGGGGGGUGGGGGUGUCGGGGGGUCCCAGGGAGGGUCGCGGAGCUCCGAGGAUCGGGUGUCGCGAUGGUCGCCUGGUGGGUGCGCCACGUGCUACGUUCACGUGUGAAUGGGUGGACACGCGUUCAGCACGGAGAAGGCUGCUGCAAUUCUCCCGACCCGCCUUCCUGAGUCCUUCCAGCAACGGGUAGCCUCCCGACAGUGGAGGCAGAGCAGAGCCAUCGCGGCUUGUAGCUGUUGGAUGUCCUCUUCCCCAGAAAUUUGUCUAAUCCUCUUACAGAAUCGCGGAGUGGUCAUCUGGUCCAAAACCCUGCAGUUAGGGUUGCGACCUUUGUUCUGGCAAAACACAGAGGUACCUGGGGUUAAGAACUUAAUUCGUUCUGGAGGUCCGUUCUUAACCUGAAACUGUUCUUAACCUGAAGCACCACUUUAGCUAAUGGGGCCUCCUGCUGCUGCCGCGCCACCAGAGCACAAUUUCUGUUCUCAUCCUGAAGCAAAGUUCUUAACCCAAGGUACAGUGGUAUCUCAGGAUGCGAACGGGAUGCGUUCCAGAGCCCUGUUCGCAUCAAGAUCCUUUCGACCGUCUGCGCAUGUGCGAGCGGCAAAACCCGGAAGUAAUGUGCUCCGUUACUUCCGGGUCCGAAAGCGCUCAACCUGAAGCGUAUUUAUCCCGAGGUAUGACUGUACUAUGUCUGGGUUAGCGGAGGCUGUAACCUGAAGCGUCUGUAACCCAAGGUUCCACCAUAUAGGACAGGAUAGCAGCGUGCUUUUCUUUUUCCACCUGGUGCUGAAAUGUCUUCAGAGCAAUCCAUUGCAGUCUAUUGCAGCCUAACCGGAUGGCCCCUCUGACAUUUAUCACACACACAUAAUUUUGUAAAUCUGUGCUUUGCUAUCUGGAGCUGGAAUGCACGACCUUUUCCACACAUAUGCAGUCCUGUGCAACAAUGCAGGCAGGAGGCAGAGGCAUAUUCUGAUGAGGGGAUGAGCUUUGUUCCACAUUCCACAUAAAUUUCUGAAUGACGGGGAAAGGGUGGUUGGAAGGGCAAGCCUUGUGAGGAGCUACCCCCCCCCCCAGCCCUCCUCCUCCUCUCUCUCAAAUAUGCAGAACGGAGGCUUCUGGGCUACACUGACACAGGAAGACUUGUUGUUGGAGCCUCGGAAGGUGUUGUUAUCUGAGGGACAGGGCCUGGUGCUCCAAGGUGGAUGGCCACUUUAACCCAUGUCAAAGCUGCAGGGGACUGGAAAGGACAACCUCAAAGACUUGCCCUGGUUUGCUCCACCUUGGGACCAGAUGAGAAGAGGGAAUGAGGAGGGAAAAGGAAAGGAAAGAAGUGAGAGGGAGUGGGAGCAGCCGCAGGGCAGAAAUAGGGAAAAUACAGGACAAACUGUGUCCUGUAUUGAAUCAUUUUACAUUGAAAAAAGGGACAAUCUUGUAUUCUACAGGGUGGGUGGCAACCUUACCUGCAGUGCAGCAAUCACAGCUCAAUAAUGACCACACAGAGAUUUUACUUUCUUGGGCUCCAUGAUCACUGCAGAUGGUGACAGCAGUCACGAAAUUAAAAGACGCCUGCUCCUUGGGAGAAAAGCAAUGACAAACCUAGACAGUAUCUUAAAAAGCAGAGACAUCACCUUGCCAAUAAAGGUCCGUAUAGUUAAAGCUAUGGUUUUCCCAGUAGUGAUGUAUGGAAGUGAGAGCUGGACCAUAAAGAAGGCUGAUCACCGAAGAAUUGAUGCUUUUAUGAUGCUGGAGGAGACUCUUGAGAGUCCCAUGGAUUGCAAGAAGAUCAAAUCUAUCCAUUCUGAAGGAAAUCAGCCCUGAGUGCUCACUGGAAGGACAGAUCCUGAAGCUGAAGCUCCAAUACUUUGGCCACCUCAUGAGAAGAGAAGACUCCCUGGAAAAGACCCUGAUGUUGGGAAAGAUGGAGGGCACAAGGAGAAGGGGACGACAGAGGACGAGAUGGUUGGACAGCGUUCUCGAAGCUACCAGCAUGAGUUUGACCAAACUACGGGAGGCAGUGGAAGACAGGAGUGCCUGGCGUGCUCUGGUCCAUGGGGUCACGAAGAGUCGGACAUGACUAAACAACUAAACAACAACAAAUGGUUUCUUGGAAGAAGCUAUGUAAAAAAGAUAUGAAAUUCACUGCCUGUUACUCUUUAAAUGAAAACUAUUUAAAAAUGAUGGAAUCAUAGAAUCUUAGAGUUCAAAAGUACCCAAGGGUUAUCUAGCCCAACCCCCUGUAAUGCAGGAAUCUCAGCUAAAGCAUCCAUGACAGAUGGCCAUUCAACCUUUGUUUAAAAGCCUCCAAGGAAGGGGAGUCCAUCACCUCUCGUGGGAGUCUGUUCCAAUGCUGAACAGCUCUUACUGUCAUUUUUUUUCCAAAUGUUUAGUUGGAAACUCCUUUCUUGCAACUUGAAGCCAUUGGUUCGAGUCCUACCCUCCAGAACAGGAGAAAACAAGCAUGCUCCCUCCUCCAAGUGACAGCCCUUAAGAUAUUUGAAGAUCGCUAUCAUAUCUCCUCUUUUCCAAGCUAAACAUACCCAGCUCCUUCAAGCGCUCCUCAUAAGGCUUAGUUUCCAGACUCUUGAUCAUUCUAGUUGCCCUCCUCUGCACACGUUCCAGCUUGUCAACAUCCUUCUUAAAUUGUGGUGCCCAGAAUUGGACACAGUAUUGCAAGUGUGGUCUGAUUAAGGCAGAAUAGAGUGGUACUAGUACUUCCCCUGAUCUGGACGCUAUACAGUGGUACCUCUCGUUGCGAACACGAUCCGUUCCGGAGGCUCGUUCGCAACAUGAAAAGAAUGCAACCUGAAGCACCAUAUCUGCACAGGUGCGCGGCACGAUUUGGCACUUGUGCACAUGUGCAAAGCGCGAUUUAGCGCUUCUGCGCAUGCAUGAGCAGCGAAACCAGAAAGUAACCCUUUCCGGUACUUCCGGGUCGCCGCAGGACGUAACCUGAAAGAACGUAACAUGAAGCAAACAUAACAUGAGGUAUGACUGUACUUCCGUUGAUGCAACCUAGAUGUACAGGUAGUAUUUAACAUCAAAUAACACAGACAGAAGGGUCAUUCUUUCACAUGUGGCGGACAUGUAAAAGGCUAAAGGCUUUGGGGAAAUGAUUUAUAACGAAAUGAAGAAGCUGUUCAAGAGGGCUACUCCCAAAAGACCUGAAGAUUUUCUUAUAGGGAUAACAGGUAUAGACAUUCUGAAGAAGACAACCAAACUAUUUAUACAUGUGACAACAGCAGCUAGAAUAUUGUAUGCACAGAAAUGGAAAGAAGAGAAGGUUCCAGUGAAGGAACAGUGGCUUUUAAAAGGACUGUGUGGAAAUGUCAAAGUUGAGAACAAAAUUAAGUCAGCAAAAUGAUGAACUUUUUAUAGAAGAGUGGAGGCCUUUUUAGACAAUUCGGAUUAUUCCUACCAAGUGUAGAACCUUGUAUUUGUUCCUAUUGAGAUUCAUUUUAGUUAGCUUUGGUCAUGUUCUCCAAUCUGUUAAGGUCCUAUUGAAUCCCACUUGUGUCUUCUGUUUGGAGUCAUCUGCAAACUGGAUGAGCAUCCCUUCAGUUCUUUCACCCAAGUAAAGAUGCUGAACAGCACCAGGCCUGGGACAGAACCCUGUGGCACCUCAGUUGGCACUCCCCCCCCCAAAGAAUCAGUGCUCUUUGAGUUCUAUCAGUCAGCUCCAAAUCCACCCAACAUUGACAUUGCCUGCCCUACCUUUUACCAGCUUCUCAAGAAGGCUUUGUGGAAAGCCUUGAUGAAAUCAAGACGUUUUACAUCCACAGCUUCCCCCUGAUCCACCAAGCUUGCAACUCUUAUCAAAAACAGAAGUUUGAUCUGGCAUAACUUGUUCUUUAGAAGCCCAUGCUUGCUCUAGCGACCACAGUAUACUUUUCUAAGUCCUCACAGACCAAUUGUUUAAUUAUCUGUUGUAAGACCUUUGCUGGUAUCAAAGUCAACCUGUCUGAUUUGUAGUUCCCCGGGUCCUCUUCCCCCCCCCCCCCCCCCCGCCGCCCUUCUGAAGACUGGGACAUUUGCAUGCCUCCAAUCUGCAGAGACCUCACCUGUUGUUGUUCUUCCCUGCUUCUUCUCUCUGGUUUUAAUUAAGUGGGAUGGGGUUGAAAUGUGUGGAAACCCGCUGCCUUUAAAGCAAGGUAGCAUUAGGACCCAGGGGAGAGGCUGCAUCGCAAGACAGAUUUCUUUCCCCCUCUCUUGAAAGUGGGCAAAAGAGAUCCAGUCUCUGGGAGCAUAGCAGGGGGAGUGAGAGGAAAAGAGACCUUCAGAGCAGUAAGUCAUUCCUGUGUGUCUCUGUGCAUGCACAGAGGUCUUGUGCCAUUUUUGGAUGUUCCUCUUUAAAGCUCACCAGUAGGCAAGAGUCGUGGGCAAAAUGUACAGGGACCAUUUUGCCUUCAGUCAGGAUCACGACCCCCAAAACUAAAGCAAAUGGCAGUGAAGGAGUAAGGGGGUGGGGUGGGAAUCAUUCCUGCUUUUCGGAAAGGCAGGUUUAUUUUUCUUGUUUCAACUGCAGCUUUUAAUCCAGAGCGAAGGCGGCUUUGAGGGGUCCUUGGUUAACUUUUGUCUAAAUACCAAAUUGCAUGUUGCCGUUGUUUUAAGGGAAUUUCCAAUGGAAGGGGAAACUUUUGAAGGAUGAAGAAAAGGUAGUGAGAUUAAGGACAAUAUGUGUGCUCUAUUCAUUGUAAAUGCAACAGUUCAGUGAGUGAGUUGGCCCCUGGCAGAUGUUGAGUGCUCCCUCCUUUCCAUUUCCUGAUGUCUGGAAUUUUGGCUGGGGGCAGAGAGGAGGGGGAUUGUAUUUCUUGGAAAGUCACUAUGAAAGCCCUUGUAAGUAAGUUUUUUUGGGGGGUACAAGACAUUGUGGGUUGAUUUUGGAGGUCCAAAAUCCUUGCGAUAUCUGUGUUGGUGGUGGAGGAGGGGGGGUUCCCUUUUGUUCUCUGCUCCCUCUCCUGGCCUUUGGAGGAGGGGGCUUUUCCUAGAAGGUGGGGUUUCAGGAGGUUCCUGAGGCAUUCUUUCCUUUGCAGGAGCUGACUGAUUGUUCCCAGAUGUGCCUUGCAAAAAACAUCUGGUUUCCCUAAAAGUGUUACCCUCCCACAUCUUGGGCAUUGAGGAGGGCCUCGCCCCCCCCCCCCAUUUCAGCAUCUUCUGCCAAAAGCAUCAGUGUAGUGGGGGCCUUCCAGGAGGGAGGGAGGGAGAGUGGGAGCAGGGUCGCCUUUCCUGGCUAGAGGGGGACGGUGGGGGAGGUUCUUUGAUGUGGAGGAGGGAGGGCUCAACUACCACAUCUUGCUCCAAUGCCCCUGGUGAACUUGCAUCACAUCUCUGCCCAUGCGCAAAGGGCUUUCCCCCCACACACAUGUAAUUGGAGCCAGCCCGACCUACAAGCCAAAUUUAAUACAUCUAUUUAAACCAAUUGCUGAGAGGGAGGCCCUAUAGUCACUGUGUGCUUAAUUAUCUUCUCGGGGUGUGGGGGAUGUUUGGGUUGGGGGGACACCGUUGUGCUCCUCCUGGAAUAGUUUGGCCACCUUUGGUCCCUACCCUGAGCUCUGCAUCAAGAAACUGACAGCGGCCACACGCCAGGAACAACAUCAACUGCCCAGCUAAACCAGGUGAGGGUAGCCGAUGGAUCUCAAACCCUCGGGCAAGUUAGGGUCUUCCCCUGCCUGUGAAGACAGACGAGACCAAGAGUGGGCCCAAUGGUCAAGAAAGUGGCUUCAGCCUGUGCUGUAGAAAGAAGCGAGGGGCAGAUGGGGCUCAUCAACCUGAGAAGGUAGCUCACCAAGAAGGAAACGCUGAUCCUAAACUUUUGUGGGUUCAUUUACCUCUUGUUGCCUUCCUGCAGUUGUUUACAGUUUGCCUAAUUUCUAUGACAGGGACGUGGGUGGCGCUGUGGGUUAAACCAUAGAGCCUAGGACUUGCCAAUCAGAAGAUCGGCGGUUCAAAUCCCCGCAACGGGGUGAGCUCCCGUUGCCCGGUCCUUGCUCUUGCCAACCUAGCAGUUUGAAAGGCAUUUGACAAUGUGUCCAGGCACUUUAUGAAAAGAAAUUUGGAAAAUAUGGAUAUGGGAGAUAAUUUUGUAAAUGGAAUUAAGGCUAUAUACGCGGAACAACAUACCAAAUUGAUAAUUAAUAACACCUUGACGGAAAAAAUUGAGAUAACAAAAGGGACAAGGCAGGGGUGUCCAUUAUCGCCGUUGUUAUUUAUAACAAUAUUGGAGGUCCUGCUUAAGAAAAUAGAAACGACAAAAGAGAUAAAAGGUAUUAGGAUUGGUUCUAAAGAGUAUAAGUAUAAGGCUUUUGCGGACGAUGUGGUAUUGACACUGGAACAACCAAUGUCCAGUGCAGUGGAAGCACUGAAUAAGAUAGAAGAAUACGGGUAUUUGGCUGGUUUCAAACUUAAUAAAACCUAGCAGUUUGAAAGCACAUCAAAGUGCAAGUAGAUAAAUAGGUACCACUCCAGCAGGAAGGUAAAUGGAAACUACUCUGGUUCACCAGAAGCAGCUUAGUCAUGCUGGCCACAUGACUUGGAAGCUGUACGCCGGCUCCCUCGGCUAAUAAAGCGAGAUGAGCGCCGCAACCCCAGAGUCGGCCACGACUGGACCUAAUGGUCAGGGGUCCCUUUAACUUUACCUUUAAUUCCUAUGACAAGGGGAGCAAUCAUGUUUUAAGCUGGCUGCACUGGGGAUGCCCAGCCGAAGGACUAAGCAGCUCUCUCCCUCUCUCCUGAACUGUGCAAACAGGCAUGGCGAGAGAGGGGGCGGGGGAUUUUGCCGCUGUUGGAGAUGGAUUCAGAAUCCCAGCGUGGAAGAGGUCCCGCUGGCAGCCUGCUGCAGCUCCCCCCCCCCCCAGACUCUUAAAUGACUUUUGCAGAGGCGGGGGGAAGCAUUCCAGGAAACUUUCCUCAACUACAAGGCGGGUUCCAGGCCAGACCUCUUUGUUCAGAGCACCUGGGCAUCUAUUUCAGUAUCUGGCAAGGAGCUUUGCACCUCUUUCCUUUCCUCUUCCCCUUCCCGCUCCUGCAGUGUUGGGCAACGAUGCAUGGAGAAAUCGAAGCAAUUAAAAAUAAAAAGGGCACCGCAUUGCUGGAAAGUGGUCAGGUUGGGUUUCUUUCAUCAGAACAUUUCCUGACAGCACCUCCCCUCUUAAUUGGUGUUUUUGGUCUUUUGUGACCUCCAGGCUUGAAGCCUUGCACCGCCUUCUACAGACAUAAAAAGGGUUACAGGGAGUCCAUAUUUAGGCUCCCUGCUCAUUGUAAUCACAGCCUACAAAAUUAUGGAGGGAACCACACUGACAAAACAAGGAUGGUGAGCAACCACGUUAAUGGAGAUCCUGUUCUUUUAGGUCUCGUGACGGACAGGUAUUCAGACGCUGAGGGUCUUGGAGACAGAACUACCGUAUUUUUAGCUCCAUAAGAUGCACCUUUUUCUUCCUAAAAAGUAAGGGGAAAUGUCUGUGCGUCUUAUGGAGCGAAUGCGUGGUCCCUGGAGCCGAAUUGCCCGGGGCAAAAAGCAGAUCAUGCUUUUUUUUUUUUGAAAGAGGGAAGUGGGUGUUGAAACAAAGCCGCUGAUCGUUUGCCGAUCGGGGAGAGAGAUAAGGGAUGCUAGAGAUAAAGGAGGCUGUUGUGUGCAAAAACGUGAUUACAAAGCACGGAUCCACAUGGAUCGUUAGGCUUUUUGCAUUGGGUUACCCCAAAUUCACUAUCAGAUCACAUAGCAUGUCCAAGGCUACAGCCUGCACCAAAAAAAUCACGCACCCCCUGUUGCGUGGGGCCACAAUGGCGCAAAAACAUGGUUGCAAAGCACAGAUCCACAUGGAUCCUCAGGAUUUUUGCAUUGGGUCACCCCAAAUUCACCAUCAGAUCACAUGUCUGUGGCCACGGCAUGAACCACAAAAAUCAUACAUCCACUGUUUCGUUCAGAAUAUUUUUUUUCCUUGUUUUCCUCCUCUAAAAACUAGGUGUGUCUUAUGGUCAGGUGUGUCUUAUGGAGCAAAAAAGAUGGUAUCUAUUUCAACCGCCUGUGGGGUACAAUUCCUUAGGCAUCUCUUGCAGGGGCUGCAUGCAAAACCAUACCGUCCAAGUGUCCUGGUUUUCCAGGGACAGUCCCGGAAUUACGAAAGCCCUCCCGGGUUCUGAUUUCAUCCCGGGAUGUCCCCAUUUCCCCUGCCGGUGCUGAGCUCUGGUGCUUGUCCCUAACGACAGUUUGUGGCUAUGGGAGAGCAACCCAUUGCCAGCCUCCUUCCUUGGGCAGCUCAUAGUGGCUGCUGGAGAGUUGGUAAGGAGAAGAGGCUGCAGCCAGCUCUGAGGGGCAGGAAGAAAAAGGGAGCGAAGCGAAGCAGAGUGCAAGGAGUCCUGAUUUUUUAUUUUUUUUUAAAUGUUGUUUUGUGUUUCUGCGUCUAACCUUGUCCCUUUCUAAACAUUUAUUUAUUAUGCGUGUGUCUUUCGUUUUGUAAAUCUACUGAGGAAUAAAAUGAAAUUGGAACAUGCCCAUCUUCUGAUAGGAAACGCUCUGCAGGGGAGGGAAAACAUUGUGGUGGGGGGUUUCGAGGAAGGUCAGUUUUGGGGAGUGAGAAAUGUCCCUACAGUGGUACCUCGGGUUAGGAACUGAAUUCGUUCCGGAGGUCCGUUCUUAACCUGAAACUGUUCUUAACCUGAAGCACCACUUUAGCUAAUGGGGCCUCCCACUGCCGCCACACCGCCGCUGCGCGAUUUCUGUUCUCAUCCUGAAGCAAAGUUCUUAACCCGAGGUAAUAUUUCUGGGUUAGUGGAGUCUGUAACCUGAAGCGUAUGUAACCUGAAGCGUAUGUAACCCGAGGCACCACUGUAUUUUCAUCUGAGGAGUGUUGGAGGGUAUGCAAGACCGGAGUCAUCUUUCAGCCCAAAUGUAGUUUAUCUGAAUGAAUUUGCCAUGGCCCUCAGGGUGACAGCAGUGAGCAAUCAUUCUUUGACGAAGAUGUUGUGGAGGGUUCUCAGCAGUUAAAAGGGGGGGGGGGCAACCAGGGGCAGCCAUCCUGCGGGUUCUGUGCAGCUCUUGACUUCGUUCCGAAAGCUCUGUGCAAGCAGUCAGUUUAGACUUCUGGAAUGAGCCAUUUAACCAUCAGAGGAGGAGGAGGAGAAGGGGUGACCCCUCCCACCUUUGGCUUCUUCCACAGUUAACAUGUGUCUUCCCCCUGACUCCCCACAACGCACACUAAGGAAUGCAGCCCUCAGGCGGAAAACCGCUUGCCUGCCCCAGCUUUUGGCGAGAGCUCUUGGUAUUGUGUUGCUUGUUAAAUGUACAAUGUUCAGUCAACAGAACAUUUGGCAGGUGCCCCCUUUCCAGUUUUCCUCUCCCCGCCAGGGUACCGCAAACCACAUCUGGCUAUGUGCUGCUGAUGGAAAUUGCAGCGUCCCCAAUGGAAACCAACAAUAACAACUGGGCUCAGCUGAGCCCGCACAUUUGACUUUCUUUGUGCCUAAAUCCCUCCCAGAGGUUUCCCGGGUCUCCAGUGCCAUUUGGGGACAGAUUUAUUGGUUCUGCAGAAGGGCACAAGAUCAACAGGGCCUUUGCAAAGUCUGCAGAACUUUUUGAGAGCUUGUUUUGAGGGAGGGGCGGUGUGGGGGGGCCUUCUGCUUUCCAAUCCCAGCCGAAGCUGAAGGCAGGAGGUGGAGGAGGUGUAUGCAGACACUGCUAGGCCCACAGAGGAUCCAGGGAGUCUCUUGGGAGUGGAAAGGAAUCUCCAUCUCUCUUUCAGACAGAAGACAACCCAGAUCUCCUCUAAGGUGUGUUUUUCUGCACAGUUGCCAUGUGGAUACUUGGCAUGCCAAUAAAAUAAAUGCAAAAGGGCGGCUGUAUGAAACAUUAAAAAAGGUAAAGGGACCCCUGACCAUUAGGUUCAGUCGUGACCGGCUCUGGGGUUGCGGCACUCAUCUCGCUUUAUUGGCCGAGGGAGCCGGCGUACAGCUUCUGGGUCAUGUGGCCAGCAUGACUGAGCCGCUUCUGGCGAACCAGAGCAGCGCACGGAAACCCCGUUUACCUUCCCGCCGGAGCAGUACCUAUUUAUCUACUUGCACUUUGACGUGCUUUCGAACUGCUAGGUUGGCAGGAGCAGGGACCGAGCAACGGGAGCUCACCCCGUCGCGGGGAUUCGAACCACCGACCUUCUGAUCAGCAAGCCCUAGGCUCUGUGAUUUAACCCACAGCGCCACCCACGUCCCGUAUGAAACAUAUUGCAGUGCAAAAUGGCAUUAAAACAUAAAUAUGGGCACACUUUCCAUAAGGAUAGAUGUGAACAGCCAACACAAAUGUCAAAUGAAUGGCUGUACUUUAGCCCAUGCUGUGCUGCUCAUCCCUUUCCCCAUCCUGACCCAAUAAUAAUAAUAAUAAUAAUAAUAAUUUAUUAUUUGUACCCCGCCCAUCUGGCUGGGUUUCCCCAGCCACUCUGAGCGGCUUCCAUAGAAACCAAAAAUACACUAAAAUAUCACAGAUUAAAAACUUCCCUGAACAGGGCUGCCUUAAGAUGUCUUCUGAAUGUCAGGUAGUUAUUUAUCGCUUUGACAAGUGCUUCUUCCCCAGCCCAGCAGGACUGCCCCAGACUGAGAAUGAGGAGGACACUGAAUCUCUUCCUCCUGUGCCUGCCAGGUGAGUGGAACAGCGCAUUUCAAAACAAUGGAGCAAAGUAAUGGAAGCAAUCUGAUCCAGGGCUCUGCCUCUAGAAUCUCUCUUAACUUGCUGCCCUGGAAAAUACAAGGUGUGACCAGAAAGUUUGGUGAAUGGUCACAGAAAUCGGACAGCAAGAAGUACCGUAUUUUUCGCUCUAUAAGACGCACUUUUUCCCCUCCAAAAAUGAAGGGGAAAUGUGUGUGCGUCCUAUGGGGCGAAUGCAGGCUUUCGCUGAAGCCUGGCGAGCUAGAGGGGUCAGUGCGCACCGACCCCCCUCGCUCUCCAGGCUUCAGGAAGCUAUCCGCUAGCCGUGGGAGACCCAGCUCUCCCAGGCCUAGCGGAGAGCUUGCCUGCACCCAGAAGCUUGGGGCGCGCUGAGCUCCGCACGCCGCAAGCUUUGGGAUUAGCGCAGAGCUCCGCUAGCCGUGGGAGAGCCGCGCGAAGUCGCGUGGCUAUCCCAUGGCUAGCAGAGACCUUGCCGGCACCCAGAAGCUUGGGGCGCGCUGAACUCCGCACGCCCCAAGCUUUGGGAUUAGUGCAGCGCACCGCUAGCCCGGGGAGCGCCCCGCGGCCCUCCCACGGCUAGUGGAGACCUUGCCAGCACCCAGAAGCUUGAGGCGCGCUGAGCUCCGCACGCCCCAAGCUUCAGGAUUAGCGCAGCGCUCCGCUAGCCCUGGGAGAGCCGCGCGGCUCUCCCACGGCUAGUGGAGACCUUGCCAGCACCCAGAAGCUUGGGGCACGCUGAGCUCCGCACGCCCCAAGCUUCGGGCUUAGCACAGCACACCUGGGGGGGGGGAAUUUUUUUCCCCUUUAUUUCCCCCCCAAAAAACUAGGUGCGUCCUAUGGGCCGGUGCGUCCUAUGGUGCGAAAAAUACGGGUAUUUGAACAUACAUGCCUUACAGGCCUUCAAAGUAGGCCCCGUCUGAUACAAUGCACCGUUGACAAUGUUCGUAGAACUGCUGGAAACCUCUGGAGAAGCCCUCUUUUCGUAUUGCUUUCAGUUCCUUCGUCACGGCAGCUUGGACGUUUGAAAUGUUGGGAGAUCUGUGCCCUUUCAGUGCAGAUUUCAGUUUUGGAAAAAGAAAGAAAUCUGGUGGGGCCAGAUCGAGAGACCAUGGAGGGUGGGACAACUCAGUAACCUCAGUAACGAUUUCACGCGGAAUAUGCAAUUAUUCCGCCAUCAUUUGGAUGGACAAAUGCCGAUCCCGCCUCAAUAACUCACAAACUCUGUUGACAUUUGCCACCGUUCAGCUCAUCAACGGUCUGCCAAACAGAGGGUCCUCUUCGAUGGUUUGAUUUCUGUGACAAUUCACUGAACUUUCCGGUCACACCUUGUAUUAAAAAAUGAUCACCAAGAGCUUUGGGGGGGGCAGGUGUCGUUUGUGUGUGUGUCCGUCCAUCUGUCCAGCGAGAGAAGCAUUUCGGGGAAUGAAUGUGGCUCGGGGUGGAGAAUCUUUGCAUGCAGAAGGUGGGCUGCACUGGUGUGGCUUUUCCAUUUGGCCCUUUGGGGAGCCAAGCUUGGCUCUCGCUGUAGAGUGCUCGGGGCAGGCAGACGUUUCCUUCUGGAUUCUCGCAGUAUGCAACUGCAGCCCCUAGACUGCACCCAUGAUCUGGUGGUGAUGGGGAGACCCAGCUGAGCCUCUGCCUCUUUCUAUCCAGCAGCACUCCUGGCUCAAGGACAGUACGACAUCGAGGACCCGGCCUACCAUGACACACCUUAUGUGCCUUACGAAAUAGGUGAGUGCAUUGCAGCCUGGUGGAAACUCCCCACUUCCUGUCUCAUGCCAUUCAAAUCAAGGACACUAGAAUGUGACACUAGGCUGUGCAUACCGUAGAACUUUCUCCUUCUGGGGAGCAGCCAAAGGUUGCAAACCCCAGGAUCUCCCAGCCACGAUGUGGGGAAAUGCUAUCGCCUCUGCCCCCUGCUCCUCAACCUCCUGCCAGCCUCAGUGGAAUUAAACUGUGCCUCUUUGGUGUUAUGUACUGAAGUUCUCACCCUGGGCCAGCAGGGGGAUACUGUAGAUAGUUUUCACUCAGGUCCGCAUAUGCAAAUAAGGGAUUGAAAGUGACAUUCAGUGAUUGGAUAGUUACAGAAAGUUGUUACUGUUGCUUUGUAGUUGAGCUCUAUAUAAGGCUGAACCCUUCAGUUCAGUUCUGUUCUGGCCUGUGAAUAAACAAGAGCUGUUGGAAGAAUCGCUGUGUCGUCUAAUAUGUUCACCCACAACCUAACAUUUUCCUUCCUUCUUUUUUUUAGACAGCCAAGAUUAUUACGAUUAUGCUGGUAAUGGUGAGUCAACUUUCCCCUCUGCUCUGGGGGAGUUUGGGGGAAGGGAAGAACUUAUUUCCACCACGAGCCUCCCCAAAAGUGCGUCCUGAGCCUUAGACUUUGGGGUGGAAAUGGGAGAGCCAGGCUGGCUCAAGCUGAACCUCCCCCCUCUCCCUCCCCCCUUUCCACAGCAGACAUCGCUCCGCAGACCCCGGAGGAGCAAUACCAGUACCAGUCCCAACAGCAGAACCAGCAGGAAGUCAUCCCUGCGCCCACCCAAGGUAAGCCCACCUUCGUUUGGUAGGGAGGUGUCGUGCAAGGGGCAUUGCAUCACAACCGCCAGAAGGAGAAGCGAGGGGAACAAUGCGGGGAAUCAGGGCCAGAUUAAGACCUUCAGAGGCCCUAAGCACUUAAAAGAUCUUGGUGCCCCCAUAUAUAUCCUAUUCAAAACAUAAACCAUAAAAUCAAAUUUUUAGUUUUCAAAACGAAAUGGAACCUGCACUAAGAUGGAAAAUGUUUAUUUUUGCAUACUCCCACUUUGUGUGUGUGUGUGUGUGUGUGUGUGUGUAUAUAUAUAUAUAUAUAUAUAUAUAUAUAUAUAUAUCCUACUAUUAGCAAAGUCUUUGAUCAGAUGCUCAAAACCAAUCUUACGUAACACAUCUGCUUCUGCAAUUAGUAGAGAACAGACAUCCAGCCUGCCUUGUUGCAUAGUUGUUCUGAAGUUAAAUAUACGUCAGCUGAGAAAACAAACGCUCAGCUGAGCAAUGGGUGACCACUGAUGUUAAAAAUCCGGCCAUGGAAAAUUUCUGUGGUCCCCCCCUCACUUUCCCUUGAUGCCCUAAGCAUGGGCUUAUUUUGCCUAACGGUUAAUCCAGCCCGGUGAGGGGGGGACGACACUUGUCCCCUAUUGCUGGGAGCUGUGCAAAAAAUGUCAGACUCCUCCUCUUCUGGAAGGUCCAAACUGACCUGCUUCAGUUAUAGAGAUUUUAACUAUUGAGAUAUCCCUGGCUGGCUGUUCUGUGGCUUUCAUAUUCUGAUGUAAAUAAGGGCAAGGCCAGAGGCCUAUCCCUGUUUGCACCCGUGCUUGCAAUGAAGACUAUCAAGAGCCCUGAAGUUGGAUCUGUAACCCUAAUUCUCUUUCCCCCUACCUACCCUGUUCUAGAUGUUCCCGAGACAGAGCCCACUGAACCAGGCCCGCUUGGUAAGUAAGCAUGCUGUAAAAUUUGGAGUUGCUUGUGUCAGGAGCUCGUCCUACACUCGAGUAGGACCCUGGCAGAGACACAUGCCCGACUGGCAAGUUCUCUCCCUCCUGGUCGAUCGUUCGGGAGCUUCAAAAUCUUUCUUCAGCCAGAACAUCACACUGACCGACGCCAACAGACACCGGCACACUUAGGGAUUCGCAGAGUUCGCGGGACAGACCUCAGCAACUCAGCAUUUUGGCUAAUCUACUUUAUUUACAUAUAAACACACACGGAGCACUGCCACAUGGCUCCCUCUCUCUCUAACAUCAGACAGCAAAGAGAAUGAACAAAGGACAAUAGUCCCACUUCACGGAACACAGUAACACAAACAUUCUGUCUCCAUCACUUCCCACUCUGUGGAGUCAAAACGUAUACCGUCAUGUGAUAGACAACAAUCCCAUGACUGCAAUCAUGGAGCAGGAAUUCUAACAGCUUGGUGGAAUUUAAAUCAGCUUCCCAGCUGAAACAUUCAUGUUCCCAUUCUUAUUUGUAACCACGAUACUGUGCUUUCUUAACGAGAAGGGGGUUAUGAUCAAACCCUCCCGAUUUUCCAGGGACAGUCCUGGAAUUACAAAAGCCACCCCAGCUUCCAGUUUGAUCCCAGAAUGUCCCUAUUUUCCCUGCCUGUGUUGCAGCUGCUGCCGAGAGCAGGGAGGGAGAUGAGCCUUGUUUUAAACAGUGGCGGCAGCUGGCCGAGUUUUGUGUUUUUGUUCUUAUAAACCAGCCUGGAAAUUCCUUUGAAUGAAAGUCAGCAUAGGAAUGAUUCUAGAUAGAAACGCUUGUGACCAUUGCUCAAGUCGCUUGCCUCUUAAGCGUUGGUGAAUGAAGGCAGCCUAUUGCAUCGCUGAGCUCAGCAUUGACCCCAGUGCCAUGACUUGAUGCUUCAGCCUGUAGACUCUGGCACAGCCUUUCUCAACCUGUGGGUCCCCAGAUGUUGUUGAAGUACAACUCCCAUUACCCCUAGCUAGCAACACCAGAACUCAGGGAUGAUGGGAGUUGUAGUCCAACAAGAUCUGGGGACCCACAGGUUGAGAACCGCUGCCUGAGGGCUGGUGUCAUCCAAAACAACCUCUGCCCCUGAGGCUGUACAGAAGAAAUCGCCCCACCCCAAAGCUCAGGGGGUCACUGCACUUGUAGUAACUCUCCCCAUCCCCUUCUUCUCCAUUCCCAGACUGCCAGGAGGAGCAGUAUCCCUGCACCAGACUCUACUCGGUCCACAAGCCUUGCAAACAGUGCCUGAAUGAAAUCUGCUUUUACAGGUGAGCAGCCACUGGAGGGAGGUCACUAUCUGGCUUAGGGAGAGUCCUUCACCCAAGGACCCACAGAGGAUGGGGACAAAUCUAAAGAGGGUGUUGACUUGUGCCUCCGCCAGGCAUGGAAAGCGCCUCUGUUGCUCUUUCAAGGCUCGCAGGAGUAGAUGGAGGCCCCUCCAAACAUCUGGAUGGGCCACAGUUGGUUGCCUUCUCUGCAGAGAUUUGAGCAGAGCUGGGUGAUAUCUGGUUUCCAACAUCGCUAUAUAUCGCCAGCUAGGAACAUGGGUGGUGCUGUGGUCUAAACCACUGAGCCUCUUGGGCUUGCCAAUCAGAAGGUUGGCAGUUCGAAUCCCCGUGACCGAGUGAGCUCUCAUUGCUCUGUACCACCUCCUGCCAACCUAGCAGUUUGAAAGCACGCCAGUGCAAGUAGAUAAAUAGGUACCACUGCAGUGGGAAGGUAAACGGCAUUUCUGUGUGCUCUGACUUCCGUCACAGUGUCCCAUUGUGCCAGAAGUGGUUUAGUCCCGCUGGUCACUGACCCAGAAAGCUGUCUGUGGACAAAUGCCAGCUUCCUUGGCCUAAAAGCGAGAUGAGCGCCACAACCCCAGUUGCCUUUGACUGGACUUAACUGUCCAGGGGUCCUUUACCUUUAUCACCAGCUAAGCACCGCAAUAUACCAAUAUAUAUCAUGAUGUCUCAAAUAAGGAUGGAGCUACGCAGUCACUGGCUGGCUUCACAGUUUCCCCCACAUUGUGAUUCUUUCAUAGCACACAUACACACACCAGGUCAAAAAUGAUAAAACCUAUAUUAGAUUAGAGGGUGAUUUCUAGGGCAUCUGGCUGCUCUGUUCUGUGCUACGAGAUACUGAUCCCCACUCCAAAUGCCUGCCAAGGCAGAGCAUUGAGAAGCCUUGUACCAAUGCUUAAUUUCUGAAUGCCAUAAAUCAACUUCACCACUUAACAGCCAGCGUUUCCUCUUUUAAUGGGCUUUGUGCACAAGUCAAUGUCACAGGAGGAUCUUGAACCCUGGAGGGUGCUCACUAAUAUUUUGGGCAGGAAAGGUUCUAGUGCAGAAACGGCCACGGAGGGGGGAGGCCCAACAGCAGGCCUGCGACGUUCUCUUCACCCCCUCGCACAAUCUCUCCCUAGCCUCCGCCGUGUUUACGUGAUCAAUAAGGAGAUCUGCAUCCGCACUAUCUGUGCCCAUGAAGAGCUGCUCAGAGGUAAGCUGGCCUGAAUGCGCCCCCCAAUGCGUUGCCUCAGAAAGCCCAGCAGAUGAAGCAGUCCUGGAACUGUAGCCAUGGGGGCAGACAUGGGCUGCGAGGGGCAUAAGUGGGCAGCAGCUUUCCAGAGAGGGCAUCUAGCCCCGAUAAGAUGGAUCUCCGCCUCCUUAUUAGAUCCCCGAGGCAAACCUCUAGGCCCAAGGCUGCCUCCUCGAGGGGCUUGAAGAGACCUCUGUUUGAUCCCCGCUUCUCCCUACAGCUGACCUUUGCAGGGACAAGUUCUCCAAAUGUGGCGUCAUGGCGACUAGCGGCCUCUGCCAGAGCGUGGCCACCUCCUGCGUCAGAAGCUGUGGCGGCUGCUGAGCUGGAGCUGGACGAGAGGGGAGGCCUUUCUGCACCACGGACGCCGCCGCAGCAGCUCACCCCCAGAGGAGGAGGGAGAGGGACUCAGCCGCAAGACCGCCUCUCCUGGCUGGCGUUUUGCUCCUUCUGCUUGGCCUCGCAGGAAGUCAUUGGUGCUAUUUGAGGCGGCGGCGGGAAGCAAGGGCAGAGUCCCACCUUGUGCACAUUCAUAGUCUAGUGUGUUUAAUUUUCAUUACUUUUUUUUUAAUUAAAAAACGGUGCUAGAGGGAAAGCAGCUCAACCCGUGAUUCACGGGCUCUGCAGGGGCCGGUGGGAUAUUAAAAACCACUAGGAGGGCCAAGGGGCUAUUAAGACCCCCAUUUCCAUUUCCCCACCACCAUGAAGUGCAACCAAAGGUCAGGGUGCAGCUGUUUUUACUUCCCCCAUAGCUGUAUGCCUGCUUUUUGUAUGAUUCCCCCUCCCUACUUUUCUACAAAACGUUUAAAUAAAUAAAACAAACUCCGAAGUA